CUCGCGCGCUCUUCAGAAUACGUGUCCACCUGGUCUCGGACUCUCGGUAGGGUGCAUGUUGUGGCAGUUGCAGAAGGCAGAGGCAGACACAGAUACAGAAACAGAGGUAGAGGCCGAGUGAGAGGCAGCGCCCAGGGCAGAGGCCUUUGUGUAGGCAGGCAGGUAGGUCGGCGCAUGCACACUCAUCGUGUACAACCUACAGACAGCCCGUUUGAAUGAUUGCUGGUGAUGAAACGCAGACUCACUGCUGGGGCAUGUCCUACAAGCGCACCAGAGCCGCCUUCGAGGAGCGGGAGCAGCACGAUGCGGCCCCAAGCCACGCACCGUAUGCCCUAUUUGGCACUCCCCUCCCGGCCUUGGACGAGCACACGAGAGAUGACGGCAGUUAUGUCCCCAUCUGGAAGCAGGAGGUGACCGAUGAGCGCGGCAGGAAGAGGCUGCAUGGCGCAUUCACUGGUGGUUUCAGCGCAGGCUACUUCAAUACGGUCGGCUCCAAGGAGGGUUGGACGCCUAGUGCCUUCAUCUCGUCCCGGGCGAAUCGCGCCGGAGACAGCAAUCGUGCCCAUCAUGGAAACCAGCAGCGCGUCGAAGACUUUAUGGACGAGGAGGAUUUGGCCGAGCAGGCCGAAGCGCAGCAGCUGGACACUCAAGAUGGAUUUGCAGGGCUCGGAAGCAGCAAGCAAGAUGGCGGAGUACGAGGCAUCUUCUCCGAUCUGUUCACCACCACGGACGAAACCGUAGGCGUGAAGCUGCUGCAGAAGAUGGGUUGGCGUCAAGGCCAAGGCAUUGGCCCGAAAGUCGAACGACGAGCACAAGGGGACAAGACGGGCGGCACCCACCUCUUCGCACCGGAGAACACACGCAUGGUCGCCCUGAUACGAAAGACAGCUAAGCAAGGCCUGGGAUUUGCUAGCGAAAGCAAGCUCCGCGAUAGCCCUCCUGCCAACGACGAUAACGAGGCUAGCGGCGACGACUGCACGAUCCUCAGCAGGUCAAUGAUGGUGCGAAGACCAAAAUCAUCCAAAAGAUCAGGCUUUGGGGUUGGGGUGCUCAACGAUGACGGUGACGACGAUGAUGAUCCAUACGCCAUCGGCCCGAGCAUCAGUUACAACCGUAUCGUUGGACAGAAGAAGAAGAAGAAACCCAAAAAGGGAGGAAUCGUUGCAAGCCCUGUUGUCAUGAAUGUGGUAAAGCCUUCCGUUCAGGCAUCGAAGAUUUUAGGACAACGAAUGGGCAAGGUCAACAGUCUCCGCAAGUGUCACGAUGGGCGUUUACCACUUGAUGGCUUUGUCCUCGCCACUGCCGCGCUGACCAUAUCGGAGAACGAAUAUCCACCACCUGAGGUUCCCGCAGGCUGGAAACCGGCAAAACAACGCUCAGAGGCUGCUGCUCCCAAGAUGCUAUAUAUGUCAACAGCCGAUGCUGCAAAAGCCUCGACGCUGGACGCAAAGUCCCGUGCUACGCUGCUCGGUGAACAGCAAUUGCCGAGUAAGUCCAUUUUCGACUUCCUGACCCCAGCACAACGUGAUCAGCUCGCAUCAGCUAGCGGUCGCAAUGAUCUACCUGCCGCUUUGGGCGAGAGGGCACCCGAAGGCUAUGCGCAGAGCGCCGCAGAGAAAAGCCGCACCCUCUGGGAUCUCGUGCCGUCCCUAGCCAAAGAAACUGCCAUUGCAGCUUUGGCACGUGGGAAGACGGGCUGGAUGCCAUAUGGCGAUGAUCCGGACAAGCGACAGAGGUACAAGUACUUUCUCGAGCUGUCUGCGGGCCAGGCAGACAUAAUUCCAUCGCGCUCGCCUGGCACCAGUCUUGAAGGUUGGGCCAACGAACUACGGGAGUUUGCCGAGGCAGCUGAAAUUUUCAAACCUGCGUCGGGCUAUAUGGCCAGCAGAUUUACUUCUGGUUCCGCAGCGCCACAAGUUCUCUCUGACGUGCCCACCCCUACACAAAAGCCUUCGUCCAAAGACACCGAUCCCGCAGAGAAGGCAGCGAAUAUGGGAAUGUAUGGUCCUCUGACGCGGAGACGCGAGCCAUUCUAUCCUACAAGGCUGAUUUGCAAGCGCUUCAACAUUCGUCCACCUGCAAAUCUUGCAGCUGGUAGUGCUGCUACCGAGAGUGAACAAUCGGAGAACACGGAGAGACUGAACCUCGUGGGAAAGGCGAGCAUAGAGAGGAUGAUGAGAGAUGCAAAGUUCACUUCUGGAGGCACAGAAGGACCGUCGACGGUGGUCGAGAUCGUCACACCACGAGCGGUGGUUGACGUCGAGAAGAACGAAGCUAUUGAGGGAGUGAAGGCGGGCAAGGACGUCUUUAGAGCCAUCUUUGGCAGUGAUGAUGAAGAUGAUUAAUUUGCC
Sphaerulina musiva SO2202 is the source of this 2351-nucleotide messenger RNA. Its product is annotated as DUF1604-domain-containing protein. Lineage: Eukaryota; Fungi; Ascomycota; Dothideomycetes; Mycosphaerellales; Mycosphaerellaceae. Bases 216 to 2345 code for a protein of 709 amino acids. The transcript has 2 exons. Gene Ontology annotation, biological process: mRNA processing. Gene Ontology annotation, cellular component: nucleus. The record is from RefSeq and is a predicted model, not a curated record. Gene Ontology annotation, molecular function: RNA binding.